Molecule: messenger RNA, 738 nt
Organism: Ambispora leptoticha
Lineage: Eukaryota; Fungi; Glomeromycota; Glomeromycetes; Archaeosporales; Ambisporaceae
Source: the annotation of a GenBank genome assembly
UUACAAUCACAACAACUGAAUCAGCGAUCACAUUUACAAUUGAGAUCCGAUUCCACAAUAACGACUACAAAAACUACAAACAAACUAGUUCUAAACUGGUCAAAUAUCGAGCAAGAACUCAUCUUGGCCGAAAAGGGCAAAACUAUUGAAGCAUUUCUUGUAGCAGAUUCAUUUCUUGCUGAAAGGUGUAAAGAUGACCCAUUAAAAUCUUUUCGUCUAAGUGACAAGUAUAACCUUCCUAAAUCAUAUAAAGAAUCGUCAAAACUGAUACUUGACAAUCUCAACGUAUAUCGACGAAAAGACGAGUUCAAAUUUUUAUCAGAACAAGCAAAAAGCGCAUUAUACGAGCGACGUUGGGAAUUCGACCAAGGUCUCAAAGAAAUUUAUAGUUUCGUGAAGCGUGGCAAGUGUGGCUCUUUACGGCAUCAUAAUUGUGGAGGAAUUGUUUCGCGAUUUCAGCAUCACGAGCUCGUUGGAAGAGAAAUAAAAAACCGCAUUAGCGCUGUGCUUGUUAGUCAAAUAACGGCUCCGUCUAAGAUACUUGCUGCCUUGCUGCGUAAUCCAAAACAGCCGAAGCAUCAACAAUCAAACUCCGCAUCUAUGUGUGCAGGGAUUAACGAAUGGAUCGAAAAGAAACUUUUAAAGCAUUGUGGCAAGUUUGAGCCCUUGGAAUGUGAACGAAUUCGAAUUAUUCGGGAUUUUUAUAUUUAUAUUGAAUUGGAUUUAUUAGCUAAAUAA